GUGAUGGCCGCGUUAUUGUGAUUUCAAUAUUUUGAUAUUAUAAUUUUUAUAUUUGCUCAUUUUUUGUUAUAGAAACGCUUUUCUGAAUGAGGACCUUUAUAUACUUGCCGGCAGUACCGAGUUACAAAACCACCUCCCUUAUCUAGGCCAAAAUAUGUAAGGCGCGUAACGGAUGCAUCCUUUCCUACAUUCCUUUUCCAUACGCGACGUUCGCUUCGUGAUGUUAAUGCUAAUCGGGACCGGCGCUUAACGAGGAUGCCUUUCAAGUUGAAGCUGAAGAAGACGAGGCAGUACAAUGUGGCGUCCAAGAGUCUAUUCGUGAUCAGCGUUGAGCUGCUAGAUGGCGGGGUGGCGGACUGCACGCUGUCCGUGGACAGCACGGGGCAGGAGUGCCUGGACAACGUGUGCCAGCGGCAGGCCAUCAACCAGCCCGAGUUCUUCGGGCUGCGGUACGCCAACCGUAACCAGCAGCCGCGCUGGGUGCAGCUGGACAGGCCGCUGAAGCGCCAGCUCGACAAGUACGCCUCCUCCCACCAGCUGUACCUGCGAGUGAUGUACUACGUCAUAUCUGGGACGAGCCUCAUCACUGACGAAGUGACAAGAUACCACUAUUUUCUCCAGCUGAAGAAUGAUUUGAUAGAGGGAAGGAUAAUAUGUGAUUGUCAGCAGGCGGUGGUGCUGGCGUCGUACAGCCGACAGGCGGAAUAUGGAAAUCACGAUAGGGAGAGGCACACCGUUGAAUACUUGAAGAAUCUGCUGACUUUUCCGAAACAAAUUUUGGAUGGGGGCCAAAUAAUGGAUAUAAGCUCCUUGGCUGAUACGGGGAGGCUGGAGUGGCUGACGGCAUCUGUCAUCCAACAUCACAUGUCGCUGCACAACAUGACUCAGGCACAAGCAGAAGAGGGUUUCAUUACUACAUGCCAACAACUUCGUGGCUACGGUCAGGAGAUGUUCUCUGCUCGAGAUCACCGCGACCACAGCGAAGUGACCCUCGCUAUAUCACUCACGGGGAUCAGGGUGCUGGCUGAUAAUAGUGAUACACCACAUUACUAUAGGUGGCAGGACAUAACGAACGUGAUAAACCACAAGCGCACGUUCAGCAUCGAGUGCGGGUCGCCCACGACGCUGCUGCUGCCGAGCCCCGACGACGGCAAGUACGUGUGGCGGAUGUGCGUGCUGCAGCACACCUUCUACAUGAAACACCGGCCGGCGUUGGCGCAUGAGCCGCGCCCGAUCUUCCAGGAGCACGGCCUCUCGGAGAGCCGAGAGGAGCUGGACUCGCGGGAUCUUGGAAGCAGUCGCUUCGACGUCGGGGGCGGUCGCUUAGACGCAGGGGGCGGUCACUUGGACGCAGGAGGCAGUCGCUUGGACACCGGGGGCGGUCGCCUCGAACCGCUGACGUCGGCGCACCGUGCGCGCUCCACAUCCUGCCUCGAGUUGCCGCCGGCGCCCCGCCGCCCCCUGCCCCCCUCCUACCGCCCCGCCCCCGACUACGACACGGCGGUCCAGCAAAAGUACCGCCAACGCCUUCGGUACCAACAAUACGGCUCGCAUCCGGACGUCCGGCUUUAUCCAGAUUAUCCGGAUGUGGCAAGACACACGCUCGGGUUGGGAUACGUCGGACUGCAUUAUGUUAAUGUUUACAAGCCCCCGCCGCCUUACGGGCUAGCGAGCAGCUCCACUCCGGACCUGAGCAGCCCGGCGCCCCGCGCCCCCGCCUCGGGCUCCAGCCCCGACCUGGUGCGGCCCUACCUGCCGUACGUGCAGGCGGUGGGCGUGGGCGGGGGCGCCGCCGCCGCCAGGGUGCUGCCCUACACGCCCUACCAGCUCGCCGCACCGCCGCCACAGGUGUACUACCGUCGACCCGAGCCUAUCUACGAGAACGUGCCGCCGUGGCGCGGGGGCCGCGAGCGCGCGCGCUCCCUCACCGCCGCCGACGACCGCCCCCGCCCUGCCCCUCACCUCACCGCCCCCACCGUUACCGCCGCCCCCUCCGUCACCGCGCUGACCACACCUGAUGAUACAGCGCACUAUGUUAACGCACAGGUAAUCCGCGGCGUGCGCGAGUCGAGUCUACCCAAAGAACUCAACGGCAUCCCUCCCGAGCCAACGGAAGACGACGAGACGCCAUACCAGAGUCUGUCAGCUAAGGUGUCGAUAAGCCGGUCGGUCGACAUCGGCCGGGCCGACGUUAUAAGCCGGUUCGCCGACAUAAGCCGAUCAACCGACGUCAUAAGUCGGUCGGCCGACGCGAUAAGCCGGUCGGCCGACAACGUGACGUGCAUUGCCGUGCCCGGUCCGGAACCCGACGGCACUAUUAGUUCGGUCGGCUCGGAGCUAGAGACCAGCAAAGCGAGUAAUAAGGAGAAGAAGCGACGACGCUGGGGCGUGUUCAUGGGCCGCGGUCGGUCGGGCGGCGAAGAGAAGAGCGCGACGCUGGGACGGGACCGGCCGCCCACCGCCGCGCCCCGACACCGCUGGUCGACAGGACAACACAAGCAGCCGCUGCCGCCCAGCAUCACCAAAGAAACCUUGUGCCAAAUCCUCGAGCGUAAGAUGUCGGACGAGCAACUUUCGUUCGCGUUUUCCCAAAUCCCUCAGGCGCGGAGCCAAGCGGAGUGGGGGGCGGCCCUGUCGUCGACAGCGGGGGCGGUGGAUGCGGCGUGCGGGCUCCCCGCCCACCGCCCCCUCCCGUAUGAAGACAAUAGAGUCCGACUUACCCCCACGCCGCAGAAUCCCCAUGGAUAUAUCAACGCGUCGCAUGUUACGAUGACUGUGGGCAGCUCGCAGCGUUUCUACGUGGUGGUGGCGGGCGCGAGUCCGGCGGCGCUGUGGGAGUGCGCGUGGCAGACCGGCGCGCGGCUGCUGGCGGUCGUCAGCCCGGACCCGCCCACAUUCCUCCCCCCCUCUAACGUCACGCACCAGUACGGCCAGAUCUCGGUAUCGUGCGGCACGUGGGCGCGCGCGGCGUGGGGCGGUUCGGUGCGGGUGCGCGCGUCUCGCGGGCGGGCGCGCACGCUGUGCGUCGUGCACUACAGCGCGUGGCCCGCCGCCAAGCCCGCGCCGCCAGACGUCGAUCAGUUCCUGGAAUUCCUGUCGGAGUUGAGCGCGCUCCGCGUGGCGGUGGCGGCGGAGGCGGCGGGGGAGCGCGCGCCGCUCGCCGCCCGCAACCCGCCCGUGCUGUUCGUGGGCCGCUGCGGACUCGCCCUAGCGGCCGAUCUGCUAACACACGUGCUGGACGCUAACCAGGAGCUAGACAUCCCGCACACCAUCACCACGCUGCACCAACAACGCGCCGGCCUCAUCGACAGCGAGCAACAGUACCGCUGUCUACAUCAGCUGCUGCUGCACUACCUGCGGCACUCGCGACUCAUCUGAGCACAGUCGGGGACACCUGAUGGAUGCCUCCGGUUGGUGACACCUGAUAUAUGCCUUCGGUUGGUGACACCCGAUAUAUGCCCCCAGUUGACGACAUCUGCCUUAGAUGCCAACGGUUGUUGAUACCUGCCUUGCGUGCCCCUGGUUGAAUAUUAGUGCCACCGGUUGGCGGUUAAUGAUACCUCACCUAUGUGCCAACAGUUGUCGACACCAGAGUAACGCGCCCACUGGUUGUCAACACAUUCUAUCAAUGACACACAACAUCAAAUUGACAGCAGCUUACCAUUGGUAACACCACUAACACCCGAUAACGCCAAAGGUAGUAUACCUUUUCAAUUUUUGAUAUAUAAAAUUAAUAAUAUCAGUUAAUUAUAUUUAGCUAUUUCGUUUUACUACAGAAGUGGGAAACGAUGAAAACCGUCAAUUCUCGAAAACGAUCGACGUCAACGUCGCUGUUUCUUCCUCGACAAAUCCGGUGUACUAAUAUUUUUAGACCUUAACUCAUGGGAAUAAGUUUUAAAACUGGUGCACUAGUUAUGUGCGGUGACUGUACGUAUACGAAAAAAUGUAAAGCAGACCUUUUCCACAAAAAAAAAGAAAAUGACGACCUAUAGGUGUGUAGAAAAAUCUAAAUUUUAUUCAAACUAAAAGUAAAACUAAGCCCGAAAGUAAGGGUAAAUGAUGUGAUAGAGAAAAUACAAAAAUAUUCUCUUUAAAAGUAGUAAUUUUAGGAGAAUAUAUUGUGAGUGUUAAUUUAUUAACAAAAGUGUUCUAAAAUCUACUAAGAAGCUAUAAAAUAAUACUCUUGAAUGAAAAUAUACAAAAUAAAAAAAGUGUAGUAUUUAAGACAAGGUGCAUGCUUGAUGCCUUAACUGCCAUCUAAGUAUUUUUGAGUCAUUAAUUAUAUAUAUUAUUAUAAUAUGUAUUAAUAGAAGUAGCUGCUAAUAGUCUAGUAUUUUCAUACAACAUAAAUAUACAUGUAGAUACUGUAUGUUGAAACAGUUGAGAUAAAUCUUUAGAUAGGUACGAAUUAAUUGUAUAGACCGUACACAGUUUUAAGAUGGCUCGGUGGAACUGGAGUUAGAAUUACACUGUCUAUUGGAGAAUUACACUGUCUUAGGGUAAAGCCAAACGAGCGUAAUCUGUGAGCUGUGAGUCGCAGAAUUUCGGUC
Messenger RNA from Aricia agestis (brown argus), 4550 nucleotides. It is a transcript of the gene Pez, whose product is annotated as tyrosine-protein phosphatase non-receptor type 14. NCBI's taxonomy places the organism in Eukaryota, Metazoa, Arthropoda, Insecta, Lepidoptera, Lycaenidae. The transcript is spliced from 13 exons. The coding region runs from base 256 to 3378 and encodes 1040 amino acids. Gene Ontology annotation, cellular component: cytoskeleton. Gene Ontology annotation, molecular function: protein tyrosine phosphatase activity. Gene Ontology annotation, biological process: protein dephosphorylation. The record is from RefSeq and is a predicted model, not a curated record.